AUGGAGGAGAUGUACCUGGACAACAUCGACGAGCUGGUCACAGACCACAACAAGAUAGUGACAUAUAAGUGGCUGAGCCACACUCUGGGGGUCCACGUCAAUCAAGCUAAACAGAUGCUGUAUGAUUACGUCACCCGCAGGAGGAAGGAGAAUCAAAGCGCUCAAGUACACGUUACCUACCUGGUGACCGGGAAAUGUAUGAAGGAGGGAUUUCCAUACCACAAGGUGGCAGUAGUGAAGGAGGAAAAGCUUGAAGCAGCCAAAUCCAAGCUGGCGGUGGUGGCUAACAUCCAUGUGUAUAGCGUGCAGAAAGCCACAUUAAAGGACAGCGCUCCUCUGUUCAAUACCGACUAUGACAUUGUGAAGAAUAAUCUCCAGAACUGUAACAAGUUCAGCGCCAUCCAUUGUCCAGCCGCCGUCCCACGUUCUCCUGAGGAGAUUGCGCAGCUUCAAAGAGUAAAUUGUCCGACGACGCAAGAAGUAACCAGCACUUCCCGCAUCAAUGGACACGCAUCACCCCCCGUUGCUAAAGUGGCUGCUCCGCAACCUAAGGGCAUCAUGGGAAUGUUUUCACGCCCUGCAUCCAAAGCCCAGGAGCCUCCAAAAGAAACAAAGACGGAGCCCAAGGAAGCAGCAGUGCCAGAAACGAGCAGCAAAUCAUCCACCAAGUCCAGACCUAUGGACAACUUCUUUGGCAAAGCAUCACUAAAUAAACCCAAAGAGAGCACUCCAACCAACGAGCCGGUAAAAGAGGAGAAACCAGCAGCUCAGCCAAUUGAAGUGCCACCUCCAGAACCAAAAGAAGUUAAAGACAAAAAAGCGCCAGAAAAAGAGAAGAAGAGCAGGCUUAAGAGGGCAGAAAUGUCAGACAGCGACGAAGAAGAGGUGAAGCUGGUGAAAAAGAGGCGUAGGAUCAAACAGCCCAGACCCGACAGCAGCGACGAGGAGGAUGAGGUUCUUGUGCCGGAUGUGAAGACGCCGUCCCCUCCGCCGGAGCCUGCUGUAAAGAUGGAGACUGAGACGCAGCCACAGACACAGGCUGGAGAGAAGAGGAGAAAGCGUAGGAGAGUUCUGAAAUCAAAGCAAUUCCUGGAUGAGGAUGGCUGUAUGGUGACAGAAAAGGUCUACGAGAGUGAGUCUUGCACAGACAGCGGAGAGGAGUUUGCCACAUCCAGGCCAGCCGCAGGCAAUCCCUUCACCUCGGCUGCCACCUCUAAACCAAAUACAAAAGCUGAGACUAAAACCUCAAAGAAAGCGCCUGCUGUCAGCAAGGGGACGAAGCAAGCUUCUAUCAUGGGGUUCUUCCAGAAGAAGUGA
This is a messenger RNA of Staurois parvus, 1317 nucleotides long. Lineage: Eukaryota; Metazoa; Chordata; Amphibia; Anura; Ranidae. The record is from the annotation of a GenBank genome assembly.